AUGCAGGAGAAACUGUUGAAGCGUUCAUCCGAAGCCUGUAUGAAUUGGCAGAGAACUGUUUAUUUUGCCGAUGCACGAGACGAACAAGUUCGAGAUCGGAUAGUUAUUGGACUAUUAGAUAAAAACGUGUCGCAAAGGUUACAGAUGAAAGCCGGUUUGGAUCUACAAUCGGCGGUAGAAAUAGCAAGACAAUCGGAGUUAGUUAAAAGCCAAUUGAUCGAGCGUGAGUCAUUAGAGACAAAGCAGAUUGACGAAGUGCAACGACAAAGGAAUUAUCGCCGAGGUGAUUGGAACAAAAGACAGACGUUAUCAUUUCAACAACAACAGCGGUGUGGUAGGUGCAAUAGAAAGCAUGUUAAUGAGUCACAAUGUCCUGCAAGAGGUAAGAAAUGUAGAAAAUGUUCUAAGAUAGGGCAUUUUGCCGCUGUGUGUAGAACUAAAACUGUACAAAGGAAAGCUGUUGGUGAAAUUUCAAAGAAGUCGGACGAGCUUGUCCGAGAGUGGGACGAAACUUUCUUUUUGGGUUCCGUUAUGUCAUGUAACCGGGACAAAGAUCCCUGGCAAGUUGACCUUAAGUUGAAUGGGCAACCAACUAAAUUUAAGAUAGAUACCGGAGCUGAUAUAACAGUCAUACCAGAAGCCAUUUACAGUAAUUUAGUACCACGUCCACCCCUUCAAUCAACAACAGCUGUCCUUCAAGGUCCUGGGGGAAUAAUUGCAUGUAUUGGUGAAAUUACUGCAAUUUUAUCAUAUAAAUUGGUGGAAUAUUCAGUUCGUAUUUUUGUUGUUCGGGGAGAAAAUGUGAACUGUUUGCUGGGUCGAGAACUUUCCACUCAAAUGGGUUUGGUUAAAAGGGUGCAUGAAAUUACUGAUCACAGCGUAUUUGGAGAUAUAGGGCUCUUGAAAUGUGAACCCGUCAAGAUACAUUUACACGAUAAUGCUAAACCUUACAGUGUGAGUACCCCGAGGCGUAUACCCUUUCCUCUACUGCCAUUGGUGGAAGCCGAGUUGAAAAGAAUGAAAGACGAAGGGAUCAUUGAAGAGGUGACAGAGCCAACUGAGUGGUGUGCCCCUAUCGUCCCAGUCCCAAAGAAGAAUGGUCAAGUACGAAUUUGUGUUGAUUUGAAGAAACUAAACGAGGCUGUUAAACGUGAAAGAUAUGUUUUGCCCAGUUUAGAUGAUAUUGCGCCUUCACUUCAUGGAUCCGAAGUGUUCUCAAAAUUAGAUGCUGCUAGUGGAUUUUGGCAGAUCCCUCUACAUCCUGAAAGCUCUAAAUUGACGACCUUCAUUACCCCGUUUGGUCGAUUCCGUUUUCGAAGACUGCCCUUUGGGAUAUCCUCCGCUCCGGAAAUUUUCCAAAGAUUGAUGACCGAUCUACUUCAGGGGAAACCUGGUACCAAAGUGAUUAUGGAUGACAUUUUGGUAUAUGGGAAAUCGGUUGAGGAACAUGACUCUAAUUUGGAAGAAGUCCUGAAUACCGUACAAAGUUCUGGACUCAAGUUGAACAAAUCGAAAUGCGAAUUCCGCAAAGAAGAACUGGGAUAUUUUGGUCAUCGCGUGGGUAAAAAUGGCGUUAAACCCGACCCUGAAAAAGUGCGAGCCAUCGUCGAGUUAUCGCCUCCAACCAGUGUGUCUGAAUUACGAAGAUUGUUGGGUAUGAUCAACUACUUGGGGAAGUUUUUGCCAGAUCUGUCGACGGUAUUACAGCCUUUAAAUGAUCUUCUAAAAGGAAGUUCCACAUGGGUUUGGGGCCCGUCCCAAGCAGAAACUUUCGAGAAGGUGAAGCAGCUGAUAUCUUCUGCUCCGGCGUUAGCAUUUUACAACCCGAAUCGUAAGACGGUAGUCAGUUCUGAUGCCAGUAGUUACGGACUCGGUGGUGUGUUACUUCAAGAAGGAGAUGAUAAAUCUUUACGACCGGUUGCAUUUUGUUCUCGGACUUUAACACAAACGGAACAGAAUUACGCGCAAAUUGAGAAGGAAUGCCUUGCAGCAGUUUGGACCUGUGAGAAGUUCUAUCGUUAUUUGUCUGGCCUUCCCGUAUUUGAAUUGCGAACAGACCAUAAGCCUCUCGUACCGUUGAUAAAUCAGCAAACCCUAGACAAAGUUCCGAUCCGUUGUCAACGCCUAUUGAUGCGUCUGCGUAGAUUUAACGUCAUCUCUGUUCACAUUCCUGGGAAAGAUCUUGUUCUUGCCGAUGCUCUGUCUCGAAGUCCGUUGAUCUCCAAUACCAAUGUCAGCGACAACCUUGAUGAUGAAGUUCAAAUGUUCCUAAACGUAGUUGAGUCGAGUAGACCAGCGUCGAAAGAGAAGAUUCAGUUAAUAGAGAACGCAACUAAAGAAGAUCAAGUGCUUCAAAAAGUAACCAAGUUAGUUCUAAGUGGCUGGCCAAAGUAUCAGACGCAGGUUCCUGAAGAAGUACGAUGUUUCUUUCCUUAUCGUGGUGAACUUUCGUGCGUCGAAGGGAAAUUAAUUUAUCGUGAUCAAAUAGUCAUUCCAGCGUCAAUGAGAAUGGAAAUGCUUCAGAGGAUUCAUGAUGGUCAUCUUGGGGUGACGAAAUGCUUGGCACGUGCGAAUUCCUCCGUUUGGUGGCCUGAUAUUUCCAAGGACAUUAAAGAGGAGGUUUCACCAGAGGAGUUUUGCCAAAUUAACCAACCAUCACAAAGAAGAGAGCCAUUGAAACCAACACCGUUACCCUUCCUUGGCAGAAAGUAGCGGUCGAUGCACUUGAAUUAGACGGAAAGAAGUAUUUGGUCGUAGUAGAUUAUUACUCCCGGUAUCUUUAGCUUGUUUAUGUACCAGAUUUAACAAGCAGGACGGUGAUAGCUAAGUUGAAGAGCAUUUUCGCAAGAUGGGGAGUUCCUGAAAUCCUAAUAAGUGACAAUGGUCCACCAUUUUUCUCAGAGGAUUUUAGAUCGUUUAGCGUUCAGUAUGGGUUUCUCCAUGUUUCGUCUAGUCCACAUUAUCCGCAGGCAAACGGAGAAGCGGAAAGUGCUGUCAAGAUAGCCAAGCGAAUCUUGAAGCAAACGGAUCCGUUCCUCGCGUUGAUGGUGUAUCGAGCAACUCCAAUUCCAGCGACAGGUGUAAGUCCUAGUCAAUUGAUCAUGGGAAGACAGAUUCGCACAACUAUUCCAACACUUAGUCGUAAUCUGUUACCAGCCUGGCCAGAUCUUCCGACUGUACGCGAAGUAGACAAGGAAUCGAAAGAAAGAUAUAGUCAUGCUUAUAACAAGAGGCAUGGUGUGAAGUCCUUAUCUGAUUUGGAACCAGGUCAAACUGUUCGGGUGAAAACCGAUAAUCAGAAGAAAUGGAGCCCUGUUGGAGUUGUCAGUGGAUAUGGAUCUACACCAAGAUCAUACAUUGUGGACACUCCAGAGGGGAAAAAGAUGCGGAGAAAUAGACGACAUCUUCAGGCUGUUCCUAAAGCAGUUUCUGACGACAUUUUUCAAGCGAUUCCUGAAGUUGUUCCUGAGAUCAAUCCAGAAACAAGCGAAUUGUCAACAAGAUUGGCAGAUCGAAGAAAUCCAGAAAGAACGUUACAGAAUACGCCAAGCCAUACCUCAAGCGGACGUGUUAUAAGGAAACCAAAACGGUACAUUGAGGAAUAUUGA
This is a messenger RNA of Paramuricea clavata, 3608 nucleotides long. Lineage: Eukaryota; Metazoa; Cnidaria; Anthozoa; Malacalcyonacea; Plexauridae. The record is from the annotation of a GenBank genome assembly.